This is a messenger RNA of Equus quagga, 6126 nucleotides long. It is a transcript of the gene FBXO42, whose product is annotated as F-box protein 42. The transcript has 10 exons. Bases 241 to 2385 code for a protein of 714 amino acids. The record is from RefSeq and is a predicted model, not a curated record. Gene Ontology annotation, molecular function: protein binding. NCBI's taxonomy places the organism in Eukaryota, Metazoa, Chordata, Mammalia, Perissodactyla, Equidae.
CUUCUCCCGGCCAGAAGAGCAGCUGCGGCGGUGGUGGCGGCGGCGGUGUUUGAGUGGAGGAAGAUGGCGGCUCCGGGCGGCUCCAGGUCCCGCCGUCGGUGAGGAGUGUCGAGUGCGGCAAGCGAGGCCUGAGGCGGGGCGCCUCUGCUCCGGCCGUGUCCCCGGCUCCUUCCCCGCCGUCGCCAGCGGAGCGAACCCGGGAGCGUGGCGCGGGCUGGGCCAGCUAUCAAGUGGAAUGUCAUGGCCAGCUCCUCAGACAGUGAAGAUGACAGUUUCAUGGCUGUGGACCAAGAAGAAACUGUGUUGGAAGGGACAAUGGAGCAAGAUGAGGAGCCCCACCCAGUAUUGGAGGUUGAGGAGACUAGACAUAAUAGGUCCAUGUCUGAACUGCCAGAAGAGGUUUUGGAGUAUAUCCUGUCCUUUCUUUCACCGUACCAGGAACACAAAACUGCAGCCCUUGUCUGCAAACAGUGGUAUCGACUUAUCAAAGGUGUAGCCCACCAGUGUUACCAUGGUUUCAUAAAGGCUGUCCAGGAAGGAAACAUUCAGUGGGAGAGUCGGACUUACCCUUAUCCUGGAACCCCGAUCACCCAGCGGUUCUCACACAGUGCAUGCUACUAUGAUGCUAAUCAGUCUAUGUACGUAUUUGGAGGCUGUACCCAGAGCAGCUGCAAUGCCGCCUUUAAUGACCUCUGGAGACUUGACCUAAAUAGCAAAGAGUGGAUCCGACCUUUGGCUUCAGGGUCCUAUCCUUCACCCAAAGCCGGAGCGACUCUGGUCGUGUACAAGGACCUGCUGGUGCUGUUUGGUGGCUGGACGCGGCCAAGCCCUUAUCCCCUACACCAACCAGAGAGAUUCUUUGAUGAAAUACACACUUACUCACCCUCUAAAAACUGGUGGAACUGCAUCGUGACGACUCAUGGGCCACCCCCCAUGGCCGGCCAUUCCUCCUGUGUGAUAGAUGAUAAAAUGAUUGUCUUUGGUGGCUCCUUAGGAUCCCGGCAAAUGAGCAACGAUGUCUGGGUCCUUGACCUUGAGCAGUGGGCAUGGUCCAAGCCGAACAUCUCCGGCCCUAGUCCUCAUCCUCGAGGUGGCCAAUCUCAGAUUGUCAUAGAUGAUGCAACUAUCUUAAUCCUUGGAGGGUGUGGUGGUCCCAAUGCUCUGUUCAAGGAUGCAUGGUUGUUGCACAUUCACUCAGGUCCCUGGGCCUGGCAGCCACUCAAGGUAGAAAACGAAGAUCAUGGGGCCCCAGAACUGUGGUGCCAUCCAGCUUGCCGGGUGGGGCAGUGUGUGGUGGUCUUCAGCCAGGCUCCUAGUGGGAGAGCCCCACUCAGCCCCAGUUUGAACUCUCGCCCUUCACCUAUCAGUGCCACUCCUCCAGCCCUGGUUCCCGAAACCCGAGAGUACCGCUCUCAGUCUCCAGUGAGAAGUAUGGAUGAAGCUCCUUGUGUUAAUGGCCGCUGGGGAACACUGAGGCCCAGAGCUCAAAGGCAGACCCCGUCAAGUUCCCGGGAAGGGAGCCUUUCCCCAGCCAGAGGAGAUGGCUCUCCCCUCCUCAACGGUGGGAGCUUGUCUCCAGGAACAGCGGCUGUAGGCGGCCCUUCCUUGGACAGCCCGGUCCAGGCCAUGUCUCCCAGCACCCCCUCUGCCACGGAAGGAUGUGACCUAAAAAGGGGGCUUUCUUUGGGCCCCCGACGAGGGUCACUGCCAGACCAGAAAGACCUGCGAUUAGGGGCAAUAGAUCUAGCUUGGGACCUGAAACCCAGUUCCAACAUGGAUGGUGUGGACAACAGGACAGUUGGGGGCAGUAUGAGACACCCUCCUGAACAGACGAAUGGUGUGCAUACCCCACCACAUGUGGCCAGUGCCCUUGCAGGAGCUGUCUCCCCAAGUGCCCUGCGUCGGAGCCUGGAAGCGAUCAAAGCAAUGUCAUCCAAAGGCCCCUCAGCCUCUGCAGCACUAAGUCCUCCUCUGGGGUCUUCUCCAGGCUCCCCCGGGAGCCAGAACCUAAGCAGCGGAGAAACAGCGCCCGUUCCCCGCUCGGGGCCUGCCCAAGGAGAUGGACAUUCCUUACCUCCUAUUGCCCGCCGUCUGGGCCACCACCCUCCACAGUCCUUAAAUGUUGGCAAACCCUUGUACCAGAGUAUGAACUGCAAGCCCAUGCAGAUGUAUGUGCUGGACAUUAAAGACACCAAGGAGAAGGGGCGGGUCAAAUGGAAAGUGUUUAAUAGCAGCUCUGUGGUCGGGCCCCCUGAAACCAGCCUGCAUACAGUGGUGCAAGGCAGGGGUGAGCUCAUCGUGUUUGGAGGGCUCAUGGACAAGAAGCAGAAUGUGAAGUACUAUCCAAAAACAAACGCCUUGUACUUUGUGCGAGCAAAGAGAUAAUGUGUUCUAAAUCCCUUUCCCUCUCUGUGGCUUUUAAUUUGGAAUUUUCCAGUGUGCAAGCAUUUGGACUGAGAAUUGGGAAAACAAAGGACAAAAUUACUCCCAUAAACCAAAACCCCAAUUCCCAACCUCACUCACUCCAGGCUGGGAUCAAAUCUCCAUUAAGAAAAAAGAUUAUAUAUAAACAUAUAAAUAUAUAUUAUAUAGCCAACUCUGUUUACAAAGAGGGAGAGAUCUCCGUCCUGGUUCAGAUAAAAUUGUUGCUGUGUUUUAGCAGAGGCUGUGCUGCCUUUUUGUACUUUGCUGGUAACUAGACCAAGAAUUUAGGGAACAGACUAACAUCAGAACUUUCCUACAGAAACUGAAGAGCCCCCUGUAAAUCUUUGUGUGGCCUUCUCGGAGUUAGAAAAAGAAAGGGCAUGCAUAAGAUGCACAAGUAGAGGUUUCAGAUUCACAUCCUUCAGGUGCGGGCAAGGUAAAGUAACCUGUAGGAAAUCGUUCUUCUCCUUCUAAAACCACAGAGGACCUGUGAAGACUUCUUUGUAGUAGUGCCCUGUGCUUGGCCCCAUUCUGCCCUUGGUGACUGAGGAAAGUUACCCAACAAGGGAUUUGUCUUCUGCGCCUGUGUGCCAGGAUCAUCGUGAAACAAUGUUUAUGCAGCUGUGCCUGCCCACCUAGUGUGCACUGGUCUUUUGAGUGCUCCCUCCACGUCUCUGAAAAUGUUUUGGUGUCUGAUUGUGGAAUUUUCUGACAAUCAUAUUUGGUUGCAAGUUGCCAAAAACCACAUUUGUUCUUCUUUUCCUUCCCUUAAAACUUGAUCCUCAGAGGCUGCCUUUUCAUUUAUAGACUGCUUUUCUUUCUUUUUUUUUUUAAUGUAUGUGGAUUUUUUCUUUUUUUUAGGCCCUAAAACCUUUCUCACUUUCUGUUUCUUUUACAAAGCUCAAGUACCCAGAGAAAUCUCUUAGAAAUAUUUCUGGAACCUUUCUCUGGGGGGCCAGUAGGGAAUUCCAAGAUGCCAGUAUCAUGAGAAGUCGUUGAAGCAUCAAAAGAUGCUGUUUUUUUCCAUAUGGGCCGCUUUUUACUUUCAAAGCCCAUUGGGCACACCCAUCUAUAUUUGUAGAAUGUGGAAAUUGAUCUUAGAAGGGAAUCCCAAUAACAGUUCCUUCUAGAAAUGAUUUUUGCCCCUGUCAUGACAUGCAUUUCUCUGCCUGGCUGUUGAGUGGUGAUUGCUUGGCCUCUGAUGCAUGGCUGACCUUGGGAGCAGCUCCUUCAUUGUGACUGUCUUGUUCACAUGCCACCCAAACAAGGCUUGGGUUUUUACUUUCACGUCAUUUCUGAGAUAAGGUGCAACCAACUAGAGCAUUUCUUUGGUUGAUACGGGAAGUUACAAAUUACCAGUCUCUAACCCAUGGCCUGGACAUAGGAGAUGUUGGCACCACAUAAAUGUGGAUGUUUGGUUAUUUCUUAUCAGUGGAAAGAGGAUUUUUAUUUUGCCUUUAGGAUUUAAAUUUCAAAGCAUUGCAUUUUCCAUCCUCACACUCCCCUUUGUCUUGUUAACAUUUCCCAAGCAAAGCCUGCUGCAGCUGACCCUGGGUCCUGGCAUUCACUCAGCACUUAGCAGUCUGUCUGAUAAGUGUGUUUUCUCCUGUUACAUCAUGUUGAAUCCUUUCCCCUAGCCAUUAGCUUUUACAAUGUGGUCUUGGAAGAGCCCCCCUGGUGCCAAGCCCAGGGAAAGGCCAGCUCACAGGGAGGGAUAUGUAUUCCAGAAGCUUCUCUGUGUUCCCUUAGAUGAGGAAACUACCAUAUGCCUACGUACUGUGGUGUCCAGCUGCUUGUAGCUCAGCACUUCGCUUUCCAGACUCCCUGCUCUGGGGCUUUUGCAGCCCUUCUUUGGCAAAGACUGUUAGAUCAUAUGGGAUCCUUAUUUACAAGAGAAAGCUAGCCUAGAAGAUAAGCAAUUUUGGCAUUAUUGCUGCUGCUGAACGUUGUUUAUGACAUUGCACUUGUGCAUGAACAGUGCUUCCAAAUUCAGUUCCUAUUUAAAUAGAAAGUAUUUGGAAGCCUGAAAGUUCAGAAUCUCAACUUUGUAAUCUUUCCCUUUGUCCUGUGGCCUUCCUAAGCCAGCUGUUAGCUUGUUGAUUCCUUCUACUUUCCCCAGGUAGGCAGGCAUUGAGAUGCUGGUUCUCCUAGAAAGUACCCCAGCUCCCUGGAACUCCCUGGCACCCCAGUGUUACCCACACCCCUCAGAACCGGACUGUCUGUUUCCAGCUGUUGAAGGAAAAUCUGCCUCGUCUGCACCCAGUGGUGUUCGUCGUGGUGGCUCCUGGGCACUGUGGGCAUAUACACCUUGGGAGAGCAACUCAACACAGUCAAGGCGAUCGUCUCCUCAGGCCACGUGCAGGGGAACUUCAGAUGUCUCAGCUGAGUGACUAUUUCCACAGCGCCGUGGAUGCUUCAGUUGGAUCAGAUUUAACCGCAGCUCCAGUUUUGACAUGAUGCCAAUUUUGUCUUAAAAUUCGCUGAGAAAAAUGAGACAGAAUUUUUUUUUUAACCCUCCAGGAGCACCUAAAGCAAAUAUUUAUCAGUAUUUAAGUAUUUAAAAUACAUUUUGUUUCUACUUGAAGCUUUAACCCCUUCCAUUCCUGCAAGUGUGCCUUUGAGAGCCCCUAUGUCGAAUUGACUUCAUUGGCCACCUCGUUGACCUCGUGAGAAUUUUAGUCUCUUCCUACCCUCUUGGACAGAGCUUCCGCUUUUCUUAUUUUGCAGGCUGUGCGGCAGAGAGGCUUCUGUAUUUUCGUUCAUAUUCUCACCCUUCUACACUUGGGUGGUGGGCUCCAUGAUCCCCCCCACACACACAUUUUGGGAGCACAAAUUAGACGGGGAAACAAGCUUAAGUUUAGUUGUAAGGCAAUACUGGGCUUACUUUCCUCCCAGCCCUCUGCGGAUUGAUUUUGAUUUUAAUGUUUGAGUUUUAUAUGAAGAGCUGAAACCAUGAACUAUUUAGGAACUGUGUUGGAACUCUUUAAAAUAAAGGAAAGAAGAGGAGGAAGAAAGAAAACCAACGUAAGAAGUCUUGUCUUUGGGGGACAGAAUGCCGCCAGCUGACGGAGAACAAAGGGGCGCUUCCCUUUCCUUUCACUCUGUCUUUCUGGGUUUCCUUCUGCUCUGCUGCUUUUCUUCCCCUUAAAGGUGAUAUUCCUGGUUGGUUUGUCUGUUUGUCCUUGUCUGUGUGGCGAUCCUGGCAUGGUGAUGUGCUCUGCUUUGCAUUAUCUGUGGUCUCUUACCAGCACACAAGUCAGGGGGAGGAUCUGAACACCCAGGGGCAAGGAAGCUGAACUGCAAGGCCUGCGUCCCGGUGCAGCCUCCCCACGAACUGCAGGAGGCAUGUUCUGCAUGGUCACCAGUAAGUGGCUCCCUCUCACCAGGUUCAUUGUCAAAUGAAAGCAACCCUUAAGCAUUGGCUCCAUCUGUACUCUCUCUCCCCGCUCUGCUCCCCUCCCACCAACCAGGGUUCAUGUCAGGGCACACCCAUUGUGCCCUGGCGAAGCUGGUGCUGUGAGUGAUGUUUUCCAUACGACUCGGGGGUCCCGGGUGGCUUACCCUGAGAUGAUCAUUUUAGGCACAUAAGUGUAGGAAUGAAAAGUGGAUUUGAUUUCAUUGAUAUUUAAAUCUGUCAAUUUCGUUUUUUGUUAAUGUUUUCCCUUGAUGACUUUUUAGCAAUUUAACAAAUAAAACAAAAUG